AUGGGCUUUGCCGAAUGUUCCUGGCCAAUAUGGCGGGUCGAUGACUUCACACAUUGCUUCCAGCAUGACUACCUCAGGGUCCUGCUGCCGUUGAUUAUCAUUGGCCUGUCUUUUGUGCGCCUCGUCAUCCAGAACAUUGUCCGCGCCGUCCGCUCCAAGAGCCCCCGAGGGUAUGAGCGCAUCCUCAACGGCGGCGCAUCCAUCUCUCCUGCUACCCACACCGAGCUGCCCCGCGAGGAAGAGCCUGUCAGCGAGAGCGAGGAUGAAGCAGACUUGACCAUCGGCGGCGGCCGGCUCGCCUUGGUAAAAACCACUACCCGCGGCUCCAUCGUCCAGGCCGACAUCCCGCAGGCGCAGACACUAUCGGUGUUUGUCGAGGAGCUGGCUGUCGCCGGGCUAGUCGCCAUCAAUACCGCUGCGCUCGCUACGGGCGCCUAUGACGAUGAUCGCCGUCGCAUGUCUGCAAUUGCUGGCCUGGUCGUCUGGGUAUACACCCUGCUCUUGACCUCGCUGCGUCUGUUCCUCGGAAACACGCAAUGGCGCGUCCCGCGGCUCUGGAACCAUACUGCUACCAUCUACAGUUUCCAGUGGCUCUUUACGCUGGUCAUCUUCCGCUCGGCCCUGAUCCAUCCCGCCUCGCACCUGGCCCAGUCACUGGUCAUUGCCGAGUUUGCGCUCACCUCGCUGCUCUUUGGCAUGGCCAUUAGCACGCGGAAGGGUAAUAAGACUAUCUUACUCGAGUGGGAAGAUGGCAUCGAGCCGGGCAGGGAGAACCUCGCCAGUCUGUUCUCCCAUUAUACCUUCUCCUGGGUCGACUCGAUCAUCUGGGCGGGCUGGAAGGAGCCCUUGACGAUGAAGCGGGUUUGGAACCUGCUGCCGAGGGAUAAGGCUGCCGCCGUGCUGGCGAGCUAUCGCCAGGUGAAGCGAACGACGGUUCUGUCGCUGCAUCUGGUGAAGUACUUCAAGGGGAUGCUGCUGGCGCAGGCAAUCUGGGCGGCUUUUGGUGGUGCUCUCGCGUUCGCGCCCACGCUCCUGCUUAGGCAGAUCUUGGAGUAUGUCGAGAACCCGUCGAUCGCGCCGCGGAAUGUGCUGUGGCUUUACGUCAUUCUGCUGCCAGUGUCGGAUAUUGUCCGAUCGAUCUGCGACGGUCAAGCGCUAUGGAUCGGUCGCAAGAUUUGUAUCAAUAUUCGGGCUAUCCUGGUUGGUGAGAUUUACGCCAAGGCUUUGCGCAGGAAGGCUGCCGCGGGGAACGAUUCCACGCUAGGGGCGAAGAAGAAGAAGAAGAAGAAGAAGAAGAGGAGGAGGAGAGACGAGGAGGAGGAGCAGGGCGUUAAGAAGAAGGGACUCCUCGCCAAAGCAAAACGCUUGUUGGGUCUUGGGAAGGAUUCUGACGAUAAAAAGGCCGACGCGAACGCCCAAGGACCUGAGAACAAGGACAAGAAGGGCGAGCCUGAUGAGCAGGCCAACCUGGGUACCAUCAUCAACCUGAUGUCGGUCGACAGCUUCAAGGUGUCCGAGGUGACGGCAUACCUGCACUUCCUAGUCGCUGCUGCCCCCGUCCAGCUGCUCGUCGCCAUCACCCUGCUCUACCGCGUCAUGGGCCUCAGCGCAAUCCCUGGCUUCAUCGUCAUGGCGCUGCUGCUUCCCGUCAAUAUCGCUUUCGGCAAGGGAUUCAACUCGAGUCAGAAGAAGAUCAUGGCUGCUACGGACAAGCGGAUCCACACGACGAACGAGAUCUUGCAGAAUAUCCGCAUCAUCAAGUACUUUGCCUGGGAGCAUCGGUUUUCCAAGAUUGUGGAUGAGAAGCGCCGUGCUGAGCUCAAGGCUCUGCGGACCCGGUACAUAAUCUGGGCGGCGGCCGUCGCGGUGUGGAAUACCGUGCCGAUCUUGAUUACCUUCUUCUCGUUCUUGAUCUAUACCGUGGUCGAGAAGAAGCCGCUUUACCCGUCGGUGGCGUUCACGGCUAUUUCGUUGUUCAUGCUGCUGCGGUAUCCGCUCGAUCAGCUAGGUGACAUGAUUGCUCAUGUACAGGAGUCGCAGGUGUCGAUUGAUCGGAUUGAGGAGUUUCUGUCGGAGGAAGAGACCGAGAAGUUUGCGCAGCUGGGGAUCGACAACGUCGAUGAGAACGGCAACAGGGUCAUCGGUUUCCGGAAUGAUGCGACCUUCAUCUGGGGCAGCAAGACAGCCGUCAAGGAGGACGGGACGAUGGCGUUCCGCUUGCUGGAUCUCAACGUCGACUUCAAGAUCGGCAAGCUCAACGUUAUCACCGGUCCGACCGGGUCUGGCAAGACUUCGAUGCUCAUGGCCCUCCUCGGCGAGAUGACCCUGAUCAAAGGGCGCGUCUACCUCCCCGGCGGCCGCAGCCGUGAGGACGUGCGACCCGAUCCCGAAACGGGCCUGGCUGAGACGUGCGCCUACGUCGCCCAGCAAGCCUGGCUCGUUAACGCCAGCAUCAAGGACAACAUUCUCUUCUCCGCCCCCUACGACGAGAAGCGCUACCACGACGUCAUCGUCGCCUGCGCUCUGGAACGUGAUCUCGAGAUCCUCGACAACGGCGACGAAACUCUUGUCGGCGAAAAAGGCAUCACCCUCUCCGGCGGCCAGAAACAGCGCAUCUCUUUGGCUCGUGCGGUCUACUCCAACUCGAAGCAUCUGCUCCUGGAUGAUUGCCUGAGCGCCGUCGACUCGCAUACCGCGCAGUGGAUCUUCAACAACUGCAUCAUGGGCCCCCUCAUGCGGGGACGCACCUGCAUUCUUGUCUCCCACAACAUCCCUUUGUGCGUCCCGCAGGCUGAUUAUGUGGUUACGAUGCACAAUGGGCGGAUUGCCGCGCAGGGGACCCCGCAGGAGCUGGUGGCGGCCGGCAAGCUUCCCGAAGACGCGCUGCCGCGGGAAUCUGCGCCCGGGUCGGCGCAUAUCUCGCGGGUGCCGAGCCGUGUUCCGUCGAGCGUGGGCGAGGAGAGCGGUGACACGCUCGUGGUGAACGAGGCCGAUCCGGAUGCGCAGCAGACCUUGCGGGCUGAGAAUGCCAAAAAGAAGGAGGCGAAGAAGAUAGACGCUAUGGAGGAGCAUAAGGCCGUCGGGUCGGUCAAGUGGCCGGUUAUGAAGCUUUACUUGCGUUCUAUGGGAGGCUGGUGGUUUUGGUGUCUGGCGUGUGUGGUGUUCACCGCGCAGCAGCUCUCGGGCGUCGCGAGUAGUAUUUGGAUCAAGGAGUGGUCGAAUCAGUAUACCGAGCAGGAGGAGGAGAAGUCGUCGAGGGAGGCGGUGCUGUUGUUCAACGUCAACUCGGCGAGUUACUCGGCUCAGACGCUGUCGCCGACUUACUUUGCGUCGAUCGGGACGUGGGUUAGGGAUCGGGCUGGGUUCGUCUCCGCCGCCGCAAGCGCGGACGCGGAUGGGACGCCGGAGGUCAACGUGCAGUACUAUCUCGGCAUCCUGGCGCUUAUUGGGCUGGCCGGGGCCGCGACGGCGCUGAUCCGCGAUCUCUGGAUCUUCUUCGGGUCGUUGACUGCCUCGUGGAAGCUGCACGCAGGCCUGAUGAACUCGGUCACUCGCGCCAAGUUCAAGUUCUUCGACGUCACGCCCCUCGGACAGAUCAUGAACCGCUUCAGCAAGGACCUCGAGGCCAUCGACCAGGAGGUGGCGCCCGUCGCUAUCGGUGUGAUGACCUGCGCGCUGGGGAUCGUUGUGACCGUCGUCCUGAUCGCAUGGAUCACGCCCGGGUUCUUGAUCGCCGGCGUGUUUAUCACGCUAGCAUACAUCUUCCUCGGCGCGUUUUACCUGCACGCUUCCCGCGACCUGAAGCGUCUUGAAUCCGUCGAACGCAGCCCGCUCUUCCAACAAUUCGGCGAGACCCUCAGCGGCGUGACGACCAUCCGCGCAUACGGCGACGAGCGUCGCUUUAUUCGCGACAACCUGGCGCGCAUCAACACCCAGUUGCGGCCGUUUAUCUACCUGUGGGCUGCUAACAGAUGGCUUGCAUUCCGCACCGACCUGCUCGGAGACAUGGUGGCGUUUUUUGCCGGGGUCUUCGUCAUCUUGAGCCUGGGCAAGAUCGAUCCCGGAUCGGCGGGUAUUUCGCUCAGCUACGCGAUCGGGUUUUCGGAGAAUAUCCUCUGGCUGGUGAGAUUAUAUGCGGUGAAUGAGCAGAACAUGAACUCGGUGGAGAGGAUUAGAGAGUAUCUCGACGUUGAGCAGGAGGCGGAGGCGGUCGUGGAGAAGAACCGGCCUGAGAGCGGGUGGCCUUCGAGGGGGACGGUUGAGUUCGUGAACUAUAGCACGCGGUAUAGGAAGGAGUUGGAGCCGGUGUUGAAGAACCUGAGUUUUAAGAUCGAGGCAAGAGAGAGGAUUGGGAUUGUGGGGAGGACGGGCGCCGGCAAGAGCUCGUUGACGUUAGCGAUCUUUAGGGCCCUGGAGGCGGACGAGGGGAAGAUUCUCAUUGACGAUGUGGAUAUCAGCACGAUUGGGCUGAGAGAUUUGCGCGAGGCGAUCACGAUCGUGCCGCAGGAGCCAACGCUUUUCAUGGGGACCAUCAGGAGUAACCUCGACCCGUUUGACUUGUAUACGGAUGAGCAGAUCUUUGCGGCGUUGAGGAGGGUCCAUCUCAUCCAGCCGGAUGAGAUGCCUUCUGCUUCUACAGGCGCGGCUCUUCCGGCGCCGACGACCGCCUCCUCUUCGGAGCAGGCCGCCGACCGAGCCGCUUCAGACCAGCAACAAGCAGACGCGAUUCCCACGAACAAGAACCCCUUCCUCGACCUCUCUUCCCCCGUCACCGAGUCUGGCAACAACCUCUCCCAAGGCCAGCGCCAGCUCCUCUGCCUGGCCCGUGCCCUCCUCAAAAACCCGACCGUCCUCGUCAUGGACGAGGCGACCGCCUCCAUCGACUAUGCCACGGACGCUGCCAUCCAGGAGACCAUCCGCGAGCUGGACAGCACCAUCAUUACCAUUGCGCACCGCCUGCAUACCAUCGCGGAUUAUGAUAAGGUGCUGGUGCUGGAUAAGGGGUCGUUGGUGGAGUACGGGCAUCCGUGGGAACUCAUGAAGAAGAAGGGGGGCGUGUUUAGGGGGAUGUGUGAGAUGACUGGGGAUUUCGUCGGGUUGAGGCAGGUGGCGAGGGAGGCGUGGAGGAAAAAGGUUUUGGUCGAUGUGGGGGAUGAGGAGGAGGAAGAGGAAGAGGAUCAGAGGAGUGAGGGUUCGAGUGGUGGGGAAGAAGGUCGGCGACAAGAGCAGCAGAAGGGCGUGAGCGAAGAACAGCCUGAGCAGUCUGCCUUUGAAGACUCAGCACCAUCCGCCGGCCAGAAGCCGUAG
Molecule: messenger RNA, 5307 nt
Organism: Thermochaetoides thermophila DSM 1495
Lineage: Eukaryota; Fungi; Ascomycota; Sordariomycetes; Sordariales; Chaetomiaceae
Product: putative ATP-binding cassette (ABC) transporter protein
Exons: 2
Coding region: 1-5307 (1768 amino acids)
Biological process (GO): transmembrane transport
Cellular component (GO): fungal-type vacuole membrane; fungal-type vacuole
Molecular function (GO): ATP hydrolysis activity; ATP binding; ABC-type peptide transporter activity
Source: RefSeq, a predicted model, not a curated record